Molecule: messenger RNA, 564 nt
Organism: Henningerozyma blattae CBS 6284
Lineage: Eukaryota; Fungi; Ascomycota; Saccharomycetes; Saccharomycetales; Saccharomycetaceae
Exons: 1
Coding region: 1-564 (187 amino acids)
Source: RefSeq, a predicted model, not a curated record
AUGUCUAGUAGUACACAUCCAGAGAGCAAAGUCUCCUUAUUACCUGAAACAGAGAAAAGAGAGGAAAAGAAGGGGGGACUACAAGAUAGCGCCAAGGCAGAUUUGAAAACUGUACCCUUAGAAGAAUUCAGCUUCGAGGAAGCUCCUCAACCCAUAAAGAAGCCCAUUUUUUAUCGAAUAUUAGCAUUUUUCAUAUAUUUGAUUGUCGGUAUAUUUGCUGUAUCAAUAACUUUCAGUAUCAUAAUCACAUUGAUUGUUAAGGUGGAUUUUGAUAGUCUAACACCAGAACAAAAAAAUGAAAUAGAUCCAUCUCUAAUAUCUAUACUGAAAAAUUCAAAAUUAAUUUUCAUUUGGUCUUCAAUUGCCAAUGUUAUUAAUGAAUGCUCUAUUAUUGCAUGCUGUUUAUUUGUUGUCCAUUGUAUUCCAUGGAAUACCAAAUCAGCAAAAACAUUGAUUGCGUUAGCUUUUAGUUUGAUUGUUUCUUCAGGAAUUUACGUUCAUUUAUUAUGCGAUAUUAUGAACCCAUCGGAUUUAGCUACUCUAAUGAAUCCACCACAAGUAUAA